AUGUUUAUUUGGCCUAUAGUAUGGACCUUGAGAGUAGUGACACUAUUUUUGUUAUGCUUCAUUUAUGCCGAUAACACAAAAUUUAGUACUGAAAAACAAAAUGGGCUAAUACUUGACAAUGUAGUAGUUGGGGGAUACUCAGCUAAUGAAAGUAACAUUGAUAUUUGUAGGGAACUUUAUCCUAAAUAUGGUCAACUAUUCCCCUCAGAUUUCCAAUUUAUGUGUUUGCUACCAACGGGAGGUUUAUAUAAUACUAGAGAUGAUUUAUUGGAUAUUGAAUAUAUAAGAACUGAGCAAGAAGAUAUAUAUUCAACAAAUAAAAUAAAUCGUGGUAAAUUUUCUGAAAAGAUGGUUGAUUCAUUGGAAAUUCAAGAUAGUUCAUUGACUGGUACUUAUAGUCUUACUAAGGCUUCGCAUUAUACUGUUUUGGAAAGCUCAGAUAAUAUAUCUACAUCAUUUAAAGCAUAUUAUUUUGGUUUGAAUGAAUAUUUACUUUCUAAUAAAGAUGAAUUUUCAUUAUAUAAUCCUCAGAGUCAACUUCUCACUCCAAUUAAAAUAUUUGAACAAGGAGUAUUAAGCAACCAUACACCUCUAAACUACUUAGCAAAUAUAAAUAAUCCAUAUAUAUAUUAUAUAACAGAUCAGGGAAGUUACUCACUUGAAACAUGGCCAAUAAAUCAUAUGGUAUUUAUUUGUGGAUACUUUAUGAAUGGGCUAUUUACGGUAACAGUUACUGGGAUAUCCCCAACACGUAUAUAUUAUUCUGUUACAUUAAAUAGUUAUCUUCAAACAAUUACUACAGCAUGCUCAGAUGAGAAUGGUAUUGUUUUAAAUAAAAUUGAUAGUUCAAAUUGGAUAUUAAGUAGUGGUGAUUGGAUAGAGCUUACAAUUGUACGUAGAUAUUAUGGUUUUAUUUUAUUUACCAAUGGCUAUAGAAGAUAUCUUCUAGAUAUGCAAGAUUGCUGGUCAGAUCCACUCAAAGUUAUAAAAGUGGAUAAUGGUUAUUCAGCUAUUAUUAUUCCUUCUAUUGAAGAUUGCAAGGUGACUCAAUGGAGUGCUUGGACUACUUGCUCCAAGUCUUGCUCUGUAGGCUCGAAAGUACGUAGAAGAGACGUAAUAAUGCCACAAAUGAACAACGGAACAGCUUGUCCAUUAUUAAUUGAGUCUAGAGAAUGUAAUGAAGAUAUUUCAUGUUCUAAUUGUAUCUAUGGAUCUUGGUCAUCAUGGUCUUCUUGCUCUGUAUCUUGUGGAACUGGUACAUCAAAAAAAGGUGCCAAUUGCAAUAAGACAUUUGAAAUGAAUACUUGCAAUACAUUUCAAUGUCCAACUAAUUGUGUAUUAUCUCAGUGGUCUGAAUGGAGCAUCUGCUCAGCUACGUGUGGUCAGGGUGUUCAACUGAGCUCUAGAAUAACUAUAUUAUCUCAAAGUGAUGGUGGUAAUUGCCCUGAUAAUCUAUCAAGAACACAAAGUUGUAUGAUUAAAAUUUGUACUUUACCCUGUGUUCCUAACCCAUGUCUUCAUAAUGGUAAAUGUACAAGCUUACCACAUAGCAAAUUUAUAUGUAGUUGUAGUGAAUUUUAUCAGGGUGAAAUUUGUGAUGAAUUCAUUAUUCCAUGGUGGAUUUAUCCAAUAUUUAUAAUUAUUGGGUUCUUCAUGGCUGGGACAAUCUAUAGACUUUUCAUUGCUAAUUAUACUGUAACAACAGCAGAGUCUGCUAAUUAUGGAGAUGAACAAUUAGAUGCUCAACCGUUACCACAAUCAAGUAAUAUUCCCCCUCCAAAUUAUUCAGCCCAAGAAGAUCCAUAUCUUUUUGGUCUUGAUAAUUCUGAGUGGCAAUAUUAA
Messenger RNA from Cryptosporidium muris RN66, 1842 nucleotides. RefSeq names its product thrombospondin type 1 domain-containing protein. The transcript is spliced from 2 exons. The record is from RefSeq and is a predicted model, not a curated record. Lineage: Eukaryota; Apicomplexa; Conoidasida; Eucoccidiorida; Cryptosporidiidae. The coding region runs from base 1 to 1842 and encodes 613 amino acids.